CCAUGUCGCAUUCAAACGACAGCCUGACCAUGCACCACGCGCUGGAAGAGGAGGACCCGGCGGCCCGUCUUGCGGACAGUCGCAGGGAGUUUGGAGAAUGGGGCGGGGUGAAUGCGGGCAUUGAGGUGUCCACAACCUUCACAGUGCUGGAAGCCGACACGCUACCCCAAAUCUUUGCGGGAGAGAAGGGCCCGAGCGGCGGCUGCUACCUGUACGGACGCUCCUUCAACCCCACCGUGCGGUACCUGGGCCGCCAGCUGGCGGCGCUGGAAGGCGCCGCCGCCUCCUACUGCUGCGCCAGCGGGAUGGCCGCCAUCUCCGCCACCUUGCUGGCCUUGUGCAACUCCGGGGACCACAUCGUGUGCAGCAAUGCCGUGUACGGCGGCACCUUCGCCCUUUGCAAGGACUUCCUGCCCGCCAAGUGCGGCAUCCGCACCACCUUUGUGGAUAUUGCCGACCUGGCGGCGGUGCAAGCUGCCAUCACAGACAAGACGCGCGUGCUCUACACCGAGUCCCUCAGCAACCCCACCCUGGUGCUGGCCGACGUGCCGCGCCUGGCUGAGCUGGCGCACGCCGCGCGCCUCAAGCUGGUCGUCGACAACACCUUCACCCCCGUCAUCCUGUCGCCGCUGCGGCUGGGAGCGGAUGUGGUGGUGCACAGCCUGACCAAGUUCAUUUCGGGCGCAUCAGGCAAGCUGGGAUGGCUGUCAGCCAUCCUGCUGCUGCUGCUGCUGCGGGAUCAGCUUUACAUCAUCGCCGGCGCUGUGUGUGCCGCCGACGGCAACUUCAUCAACAGCCUCAUGGAUCUGCGCAUGGGGCCGCUCAUGCUGCUGGGCCCCACCAUGGACCCCAAGGUCGCCAGUGAGCUGUCCCUGAGGAUCCCGCACCUGGCGCUGAGGAUGAGGGAGCACAGCGCCCGUGCCCAGCACUAUGCAGAGCGGCUGGCGGCGCUGGGUGCCAGGGUGGUGUACCCGGCCCUGCCCACCCACCCGCAGCACGGGCUCAUGAAGAGGCUGGCCAACCCAGGCACGCCCGCGCCGCCCGCAGCUCACACAGGGGACUCCCUUCCCACCGCUCCCAAGCUCUGCUGGUACGGCGCCGGCGGCAUGCUGACGCUGGAGCUGGGCAGCCUGCACGGCGCCAAGCGGUUCAUGGAGCGGCUGCAGAACCUGCACGGCUUUGGCCUGCUGGCUGUGUCCCUGGGCUACUUUGACACCCUCAUGUCUGCCAGCGCUGCCAGCACCAGCAGCGAGCUGAGCGAGGAGGAGCUGGCUCGGGCAGGCGCGUGGGCGGGGGCCGAGUGGGCCCACGUGGGCCUGACGGGCAGCGUGGCGCAGCGGUGGAGGCAACUGGAGGAGGCGUACCGCCACGUGGCUGCGGUACAGCCCGCCGCCCAGCCCGCCUACCAGGCAGGGCACGCAGGCGGCGAGGCCGCCGCCGGCAGCCAGCUCAAGGGCUCGCCCACCUGGCACUCCUUUGGAUCGCUGGACACGGGGGACAGCCAGGAGGAGGGGGAGGCAGGCGCCAGCGGGGCCGAAGACGCCUCCCCCGCCGGGCAGCAUCGCAUCAAGGUGCGGCGGCUGACCAGCGGCACCGAGUUGAUUCACAGCAAGGAUACACAGCCUGCUAGUGGCCCCCGGCGGCAGACGCCUCUGUCGGCGCAGGGGUCAGCGGAGCACAGCAAGGACGCCAUCGCCGCCACCGCCAAGUAGCGCCCAACACUACUGCUAACCGCCCUGCUGCUUAACACCACAAAUGAAUAUGUUUGAUUUGAGAAACUCUAACAGAUUUCAAUUUCAAAUUCCAUGUGGGGAAGCCCGCAUGCAUGUACCAUCGCACCCACUGUAGACUGCCGUUUCACCACCCCACCCUGUACCACUGCCCCAAUCUGUUCCAUGCCACACCCCUCCAGCAUCCUCAUCUCGUGCUGCCACUGCAGCUGUGAUUGCUAACAUUUGUAACAUAACGCGUGUUGCGAGAAAUC
Chlorella variabilis is the source of this 1984-nucleotide messenger RNA. RefSeq lists its product as hypothetical. The coding region runs from base 3 to 1712 and encodes 569 amino acids. Gene Ontology annotation, cellular component: cytoplasm. Gene Ontology annotation, biological process: transsulfuration. The transcript has 13 exons. The record is from RefSeq and is a predicted model, not a curated record. Gene Ontology annotation, molecular function: pyridoxal phosphate binding; carbon-sulfur lyase activity. NCBI's taxonomy places the organism in Eukaryota, Viridiplantae, Chlorophyta, Trebouxiophyceae, Chlorellales, Chlorellaceae.